AUGCAUUUCACCUCAACAAUACCCUUAGUUCUCUCCAUCGCAGUCGCCGGUGUCGCCGCCACUCCAUUCAAAUUCCCACUACCAGAUGGUUUUCCCAGUCCUGACCCUGCCCAGCUCGCUAUGAUUGAGAAGAAAGCUGGGGGCACACUUCCCGACGGUCCGCUUCCAACCAUCUUAAAAGGCGCCGGAAUCACCACUUUGCAACUCCUCGCACUGAAUGAGAUAUUCGAAGUUGCCUAUUUCACCGAGCUGCUCGCCAAUGUCACCAACAGUGUCCCUGGAUACGAUGCCGCAUCCAUUGCACCGUUAGACAAGAAAUAUGUCAUGGACACCCUCACCGCUGUGGUAAAUCAAGAGCAAUUGCAUGCCGCCGGCGUAAAUGGCAUUUUGAUGAACGCCAACCAGACCGCCAUCAAGCCCUGUCAAUACCAAUUCCCCGUUACCACUUUCGCCCAGGCCGUCCUCCUCGCCCAAACCUUCACCGACAUCGUCCUCGGAACGCUACCCGAGGCGCAAGCUAUCUUCGCCGCGGACGCCGGUGACGAGAGCCCACUGAUCCCACUCUUCGGCUCCGUUCUCGCCCAGGAAGGCGAGCAGGUGGGCUUCUAUCGUUUCGCCCAGAAGAAGGUGCCGUCAGCCGCGCCAUUCUUGACGGGUGGAUCGCCCAGCUUCGCCUUCACUGCGAUUCAGAUGUUCAUCGUUCCGGGCUCGUGUCCUCAACCGCUCUCCAAUGUCAACCUGACCACAUUCGGCCCACUGACCGUCGUCACCACGCCCGAGCCGAAGAACAUGACCCUGGAGUUCGCCGUGCCCGGAGCCGUCAGCUCGUACAACAACUCGAUAGCCUACCUCUCCGGCGCGAAUCUGCCAGUGACGGUUCCAAUCUCGAACAUGAGCUAUGUUGCCGGAACCUCCCAUUUCUCCGCUAGCUUCCCGUUCGCUUCAGGUUUUGCGAAUGGGUUGACCAUUGCCGCUUUGGUCAAGGGGGCGGGCAUGACUUUUGCGAGCAAUGACGCUGUUGCUGCGGCCACCCUGUACGGACCAGGUCUCAUCGAGGUGAACUGA
Molecule: messenger RNA, 1065 nt
Organism: Letharia columbiana
Lineage: Eukaryota; Fungi; Ascomycota; Lecanoromycetes; Lecanorales; Parmeliaceae
Exons: 2
Coding region: 1-1065 (354 amino acids)
Source: RefSeq, a predicted model, not a curated record